CGCCUCUAACACUUACCACAUUAUCCUGCCUUUCCUCUAGCUGGGUCUCGGCGUUCCUGCCAUCUUCCCGAUCUAGAUAAUCCAUGGGGUCUUCUACGUCGACCUUGGUAAAGCCAGUGCGUGGUAACGUACCUCAACCAACGUACAUGCAUGCAGCGCAUCGGACGUCCAGCAUUACGUGUGUCACCCUUUUUAGCACUCAGUCCUACGCUCCACCAUCCAGUACCCCUGGUUUUACAGGCGGCCGGACCGGGGACAAGGGCUUCUCAGACGUACUCCAGGAUGAGGAAAUUAGUGAGAUUCGUCCCCACUUUCCAGCACUCACUCGUCUUCCACGCACAUGGACUCUGCUGUACUCGCUCGACCCGCACGAGCGCACCAUAUUUUGCAGGUGCUGGCUGAGUAUAAUUACCUUGUCUCGCAUAGACGCUUGUUGGCCACCAUUGUUCAAUUGUUCAUCAUAUUACUAUCACUUAAAUCUUCCCUCCCCCAUUGCUGAUAUAAACAAUUUGUCGUUUGUGCUAUUUUCGUAGGUGAAGCCGCGGUCUGAGUCUGAGCCUGAGCCGUCGAGAAGGGCCCGGCCUACGAUCUCAGCAAGCCUGAGCCCUAUCGAACAGAGCCAGGCCGGCCCACCACUGCGAGUGU
Molecule: messenger RNA, 645 nt
Organism: Suillus subaureus
Lineage: Eukaryota; Fungi; Basidiomycota; Agaricomycetes; Boletales; Suillaceae
Exons: 2
Coding region: 84-533 (149 amino acids)
Source: RefSeq, a predicted model, not a curated record